GGGACAACGCCGCCAGUGGCACCGAGUCUGCCGUUUAACGUCGUUGUCUAACGUUCAUUUCGUUUACCUUCGUGAACAUUGAUAUUGUUUUCGUAAUCCUGCGCAGCAAUAAUAAUGAGUUGUGAUACAGUUUUCAUUUGUUACACUAAUACUUGAUAAUAAAUAAACGUAACAAUUCUGUUUUUUUCAAUGUUAAACUAGAAUAUAAUUGUUCUUGCAAAAUUUAAUAAGAUCGGUACGUUUUAUAAUUUAUCUAUUUAUAAUUAACGAUACGCUGACGAUGGCAGUAUGAAAUACAAAAUAACGUUUUUCAAAUAUGUCAAAAUAUGAUUUACAAAUAAUUCAAUUUGAAAAAAAAAACAAAUCAAGAUAGCUAAUGACGAAUGUUGAUCCGGCGGGUGACAGGAAAUAGGUGAAAAAAACAAUGGCCCUGCUCGGCGCAGUGGCGGCUUCAGGCGCUGGCGGGCGCCGGGGCUGCAUGCUACGGGUGGCGGCCGACGCGAUAACAUUUUAUUGCAGCGGCGCCGAAAGUGGCCACGCCAAUGGCACGGCCACCAAAGGGUCAGCCAACGAUGGUGAAUCCGGUGGUUCAAACUACUAUUUAAGAGCUGUCGGUGGUGUUGUCGGCGUGGCCACCGGUGAUGAUCCAUCAGUGGCCGCGUUAGAUGACGAUGGUGGUGGUGGUCCUAGACCAGGUGACUACUUCCGGCCGAUCCGGUCCGUGUCUAUGACGGGAUAUGACUUCAACACCACAGCCGUUACGGUUCUUAUGAACACUACGGCAAGCAUUGAACCAUUCGUGAACGGCUCGAACCAAACUUUGAUAAAAGGAAGCGAUGAAGACUUCACAAACUAUGUGUUUAUCAUCACUAUCGGUAUCAUCCUGGGGGCCAUGAUAUUAACAACGAUAUGUGGUAACGCACUGGUGAUAGCAGCCAUUCUGUUAGAGAGGAAUUUGCAAAACGUUGCCAACUACCUCAUAGUUUCUCUAGCUGUGGCCGAUCUAAUGGUGGCUUGUUUGGUCAUGCCACUCGGAGCUGUUUAUGAGAUAAGCAGAGGAUGGAUUUUAGGUCCUGAACUUUGCGACAUGUGGACCUCGAGUGACGUAUUAUGUUGUACAGCUUCAAUACUCCAUCUCGUUGCAAUAGCAGUUGAUAGAUACUGGGCUGUGACCAACGUAGAUUACAUUCAUACAAGAAAUGGCCGUCGAAUUGUUGGCAUGAUUGUAGUGGUGUGGUCUGUGGCUUUAAUUGUAUCUUUAGCUCCACAAUUUGGCUGGAAGGAUCCAGACUACUUGGAUCGUAUUAAUAUUCAACAACAAUGUAUGGUUAGUCAAGAUAUUGGAUAUCAGAUAUUUGCCACGUGUUCUACGUUUUAUGUUCCUCUUCUUGUCAUAUUGUUUCUGUAUUGGAAAAUUUUUAAAAUAGCUAGAAGAAGAAUAAGACGUCGUCGAGCGCAACGAAAUGCAAUGCUGGAACAUUCUAAAUUAAAAAAACCGGCAGAUGAAACAUCGACAGAACCAAAAAAAUACGGAUUUUUUAGAAAGGCAGUGUUCUUAAGAAUAAAAAAGAAAAAAGAAGUUGAAGAAACUGCUGUUUGUUCGAGUAUCGGUCUAAUAGAUGGACACUCGAGCUGUUCCAUGCCGGAAUCGUCUCAGGAUGGUCAGACAAAGUGCGGCGGUGAAGAUAAAACAACGGCCUUCACGAUAUCGACGAAUCACGAUAACUGUGCUGCAGUAACGACCGUUGAAGACGAUGGGCCAACAAUAACGGAUAGCGUUCCGAUACGGCACACAGUCAUUGAAAUGAACGUGAAUCGAAUGAGCCUGGCUGCACCUCGCGUGAAGCCAAAACGGGAGAAAAAAGAGUCACUGGAAGCUAAACGGGAACGGAAGGCGGCCAAAACCCUGGCGAUUAUCACUGGAGCCUUUGUCGUUUGCUGGCUGCCGUUCUUCAUCAUGGCGCUAGUCAUGCCCCUAUGCCAACACUGCCACAUUAACAAGUACGUGUCCAGUUUCUUUUUGUGGCUUGGUUACUUUAACUCAACGUUGAAUCCAAUCAUCUACACAGUGUUCAGUCCCGAAUUUCGAUUGGCGUUCACCAAAAUGAUAUGCGGCACGACGUACAGAAGAUAAUAACACAUCAAAUCGAGGCCAAUGACUCCACUUUACCCAACUGUACAUGUUUGUUGAUUAACGAAACAUUUUAUGUAUAAAGUGUGUACACUGGACGUGUUAUAUCAUUAUAGUAUACACGUGUUGUGUGUGUGUUUGUGUGUUGUUGUGUGCAUGUUUCUUCUAAGUAUUAAUUUAAUGAUUGUUAUGUAAUUAGGCGUGAGCAAACUUAUGGUAAGGUCUGGCUUUCCAUAGGUAAACAUCGGAUACUGCAAAGGUUUUUGGGUGUUGUCAAAAAGUUUCCGUUCGUGGUUGCCGUUUAAUUUCGGUCAAUGUUUUAUUGUGCUCUUAUCGAGCUAUUUGACCUCAGCUUAUAAUUAUCUACUUUUAUAAAACGUCGUCUACACGCUGAUAAAACAUUUAUUGAGAUAAUAUAUUUCUUUGAUUUACGAACGAAUUUGAACAGCAACGCUAGAGUUCUUUUAAGUAUUAAAAAAAGAGCAUUGCAAAAGUAUUGAACAACUCAGCAUAAUACUAUUAAGUUGGUAUAGUGAGGACCCAGGAGGGUUCGUAGUGUUAUGGGUACCUAUUGAAUGAAGCAUUAACACUUGAAAUGAGCACGUCGGAGCAACGUUUUGGCGACAAGCCAAAUUGAAUGGUAUAAAAUGCUUUAAACAAUAAUAAUUUGCAUUACUAUACUGAUAGUAAAAUUGUACAGAGCUUUCUUUUUCUCGUAAAAGGGGGUGGAAGAAUUGAGUUUUUUCGGCUCAGUUAAUUCGUUAAUAAGUUGUUAAUAAAAUUACUAUUAUAAUUAUUGGGAUUUUUAUUAUACUGUUAUAAUCGUUUAAAAUCUGUUGUAUGUGAGAUUUAUUGUUGUUAAACAUUAUAUCUCACACAUUAUAGUUAUCAAUACAUUGUGAAAGACAUAUAAGACAAUGUUUGUGUAAUAAUAUGUGUAUAAUUUAAAUAUAAUAUUGUAAUAAGGCAAUUAACACUAACGCUAUUGAUAGCUUCAAUUUUUUAUUAAAUAUAUAUUAAUUAUUUAUGUAUAUACAGGUGGAAUAGAUCUAACUGACAACUCAUAUAACUUAUGAUCUACAUAACAUUCUAUAUAUUUUUUUUCAAUCAAUUUUUACAAUAUGGAACUAUAUUUAAAAUAUGUUUUAUGUCAUUUUCCAUUUUUCUUUUUAAAAAGAAAUCGCGUACUGUUACCAGUAAAUAACAUAAUAAUUGUUCACUUUUGUACUUUACAUAAUAUGGACUAACAUUUGAUAUCAUAGGAAAAUUGUAACAAAAAUCAAAGUUUAACAAAUUUUAAAAUGCUGUAUAAACGUAACUACUGAAUUAAAAUAAGAGUUUUUGGUAUCAAAAUUUUUCUUUAAACUCAUCUAUAAAAUGGCCAUUAUCAAAUCUUGAAAAAAAUUUUAAUAAAAAAAAUAAUUUCUAAAAUAUUUUUUGUAAUUGUGAAAAAUAACAUAAAUCAUACUUUAAAUAUAGUUCUAUAUUGUAAAAAUUGAAAUAUUAAAAAAGAGAAGUAUAAAAUAUUAUGUAGGUUAUAUGUUAUAUAAGUUGUCAGUUAGAUCUAUUCCACUCUGUAUACUAUUCUAAUGACUAAAUUUUAAGACUAAACAUAUAAUUAUUUAUGAAUCAUAAACAGGAUAAAUUGAAAUAAUUUCGGUUUUUGGCAAUUUUUCUUUUAGUAAGUUAGUUUUACUAUAUUGAAUUUUUUUAGUACAUAUUGAAAAUUGAGUACAGAACUAAAAAUAUUAUAAAUCAAUAUUAAAAAACUUAAUAUAAUUUAAAUUUUGACUUUAAAAAAGUUUGGAAAACGAAAUUAAAAUUAAAAUUUCAAGGUUGGUAAAAUGUUUUAAAUGCGAUUUCAUAAUAUUUUAGUCUUUCAUAAUUAUUAAACUUAAAAUUUAUCAAAUAAAUUCGAUAUAGAUCAACUAACUUUUAUUAGAUAUAAUAAAAAUGUUCAAAAAACCAAAAUCAUUUCGGUUCCUGGGCCUGAUUGUAAAUUGACAUUUUGGAUGGUGAAAAUAUUAACGAUGUUACAAUAAUACUCAAAUUGCUCAGAUCUUACUUUUAAUUACCAAUAUAUUUGUUAUUACAGUAGUUUAUCACUUAAUAAAUUAAUUAUUUUGGAAGAAUUAAUUUGCGAUUGUAUUUAUACUAAAGUGUUACUCAUUGGUGAUCCAAACUCUUUAAUUUUUAAAGUAAGAAUUAAAACACAUCAAAUAAGCUGAUAUUUCACCAGAUAAUAGACUUGGGAAAAGUUCAGAAAUAUAUUUUUAUGUUUCAUAAAACUCACUAAAAAUAUAACACCCCUAAGAAGAUUAUCAUCCCUUAUAAUUGUACAACUGCAAUAAUUAAAACAUUAUUGCGCCAUCACUAGUCUUACUUUCUUUAAAUAAAAAAAAAAAAUUUUCCACUUAUAUUUAAUUUAUAUUAAUCAUCAGAUAAAUUUAAGACUUUUUACAUUUAUAAAAAUAAUAAUUUCGUGCCAAAUGUUUUAUUUUUUCAAAUUAGUUUCAAAACUUUUUCAAUAAGAUAUUUCGGUAGUUAUUUAAUUGAUAACAUACAUGUUAAACUAUAAUACUUUGUUCAAAACUAUUUAUUAGUGGCUUUAACAUAUUUCAUACAAAACAGCUUAAUUAUUAUGUUUAAUUGUUGUUACUUAACUCUAAGUUUAUCAUUAAAGUUUAUUCAUCUUUAAUUGAACUAUUUAAUU
Molecule: messenger RNA, 4844 nt
Organism: Daktulosphaira vitifoliae (grape phylloxera)
Lineage: Eukaryota; Metazoa; Arthropoda; Insecta; Hemiptera; Phylloxeridae
Product: 5-hydroxytryptamine receptor-like
Exons: 7
Coding region: 425-2134 (569 amino acids)
Biological process (GO): adenylate cyclase-activating adrenergic receptor signaling pathway
Cellular component (GO): membrane
Molecular function (GO): G protein-coupled amine receptor activity
Source: RefSeq, a predicted model, not a curated record